Molecule: messenger RNA, 2357 nt
Organism: Apodemus sylvaticus (European woodmouse)
Lineage: Eukaryota; Metazoa; Chordata; Mammalia; Rodentia; Muridae
Product: microfibrillar-associated protein 1A
Exons: 9
Coding region: 137-1456 (439 amino acids)
Biological process (GO): mRNA splicing, via spliceosome
Cellular component (GO): U2-type spliceosomal complex
Molecular function (GO): RNA binding
Source: RefSeq, a predicted model, not a curated record
CUACCUCUGCCGGAAGUUGUUUCUGUCAGUUGCGCAGCUGUGUCCCGCAGGGCUCGGUGGGAAGCGGUGUCCCGUCCCUUGCUCUUCGUUGUUGGGAUUCAGUCCAUUUUGGAGAGUCUCCGGGGCAGCCGUCACCAUGUCGGUCCCAAGCGCACUCAUGAAGCAGCCGCCCAUUCAGUCUACGGCUGGGGCCGUCCCAGUUCGCAACGAGAAAGGUGAGAUUUCAAUGGAAAAGGUGAAGGUCAAACGGUAUGUGUCCGGAAAGAGGCCAGAUUAUGCCCCCAUGGAGUCCUCAGAUGAAGAGGAUGAAGAAUUCCAGUUCAUUAAGAAAGCCAAGGAACAAGAAGCAGAGCCUGAGGAACAGGAGGAGGAGUCAUCCAGUGACCCCCGGCUUCGACGUUUACAGAACCGCAUUAGUGAGGAUGUGGAGGAGAGAUUGGCUCGACACAGAAAAAUAGUGGAACCUGAAGUAGUAGGAGAAAGUGACUCAGAAGUAGAAGGAGAUGCUUGGCGCAUGGACCGAGAGGAUAGCAGUGAGGAAGAGGAGGAAGAAAUUGACGAUGAAGAAAUAGAGCGUCGUCGUGGCAUGAUGCGCCAGCGAGCACAGGAGAGAAAAAAUGAAGAGAUGGAGGUCAUGGAGCUGGAAGACGAAGGACGCUCUGGGGAGGAGUCUGAGUCAGAGUCAGAGUACGAGGAGUACACAGACAGUGAAGAUGAAAUGGAGCCUCGACUUAAGCCUGUCUUCAUUCGGAAGAAGGACCGGGUGACAGUUCAAGAACGAGAAGCAGAGGCCCUGAAACAGAAGGAACUGGAACAGGAGGCAAAGCGCAUGGCUGAGGAGCGGCGCAAGUACACCCUCAAGAUUGUAGAAGAAGAAACCAAGAAAGAGCUGGAGGAGAACAAGCGGUCUCUUGCCGCCCUGGACGCGCUCAAUACGGAUGAUGAAAAUGAUGAGGAGGAGUAUGAGGCAUGGAAGGUCCGCGAGCUCAAAAGAAUCAAGCGGGAAAGAGAGGACCGAGAAGCGCUUGAAAAGGAGAAAGCAGAAAUUGAACGCAUGAGAAACCUGACUGAGGAAGAAAGGCGGGCUGAACUUCGGGCAAAUGGCAAAGUCAUUACCAACAAAGCUGUGAAAGGCAAAUACAAGUUUUUACAAAAGUAUUAUCACCGAGGUGCCUUCUUCAUGGAUGAGGAUGAAGAAGUCUACAAGAGAGACUUUAGCGCACCUACUCUUGAGGACCACUUCAACAAAACCAUUCUUCCAAAAGUCAUGCAGGUCAAGAAUUUUGGACGGUCUGGUCGCACCAAGUACACCCACCUUGUCGAUCAAGAUACCACUUCCUUUGACUCUGCCUGGGGCCAAGAGAGUGCCCAGAACACAAAAUUCUUUAAACAAAAGGCAGCGGGGGUACGAGAUGUAUUUGAGCGACCAUCUGCCAAGAAGAGGAAAACCACCUAGGCUUCAACUGUUUAUUCCAGCUGUGGGACACACGGGGAUCUGGCCCUCAAUUUUCUUGAACAUACUUCUUGUAUAGAGCUUUCCAGACUUGCCGCCAUUACUUGUGUUUGAAGGUGCUUUGUAAGAGGUUUGGACUCAUAACGAGAAACCCCAGAAAAGCACUAACCAGGCAGGGUUAGAGGCUUCCCACUUAAAACUAUUCCUGAGAAAUCUUAGGUUUUUCUCCCUUGGCUUCCCAUAUUGAUUUGGGACUCUUCUGAGUUUCUUUUUCCAGCCUGGAUCAGAUACCCAGACAUGUGAAUGGAUGGCUCAUGAUUUCUUCCUUAGAGUUAGGAAUAGGCUACCAGGAAAUCCAAGCUCAGUCCAACCUGUUUUUACAUUUGUGGUGUUGAAUCUACUUUUCUAAGUAAAUAUACUUUUAGAUCUGUGUGUGUGUGUGUGUGUGUGUGUGUGUGUGUGUGUGUGUGUGUGUGUUUUAAGAGAAAGAAACCACAUAACAAAUAUCGUUACUAUAAUAUUAGGAAAAAACUUGUAUAAAUCACUGAAUAGAGGCUGAGUACAGUGGCACAUGCCUUCAGUCCCUACACUAAAAGCCAGGGUCCCGUGGAGAUCUCUCAUUUCAGGCCAGCCAUAACUACACAGUGGGCCCUGUCUCAAAAAGGAAAAGUUGUAGUAACUAAAAGUCUAGCCCAGUAGAUUACACACACCUGUAAUCCCAGCACUUGGGAGGAAGAAACAGGAAAAUCAAGAGCACAGUCAUCCAAACUAGACAUGGUGGCACCCACCUUUAAUCCCAGCACCAGGGAGGUAGAGAUAGGCAGAUCUGAGUUCAAGGCCAGCCUGGUCCACAGAGCAAGGGACAACCAGGGCUACACAGAGAAACCUUGUCUCAAAAAAUAAA